CUGCAACCAGGGAUCCUAUAUAGUAUUUAAAGGGGUAAAUCUAAGCAGUACUCGUAUGUAAAGUGGGUCCCUUGGUGCAGAUAUCUGAGUUUGGCUUUGUAACGUGUUUCCUGUUGAGCAUCCCCAUAUCCCACCCUCUGUAGUAGUUGGGGAUGGGGGCUUGGAGCUAGGAUCCAUGUCUAGAUUUGUCUGUGGCCAAGGUGGAUCAAUGAAUGAUCUUUCUUUUUUGUCCCUAAGCCAAAUACUGGUCCAAGCAGAUCAGCAAGGUUCUUUCCCCUUCUCUGAAUAGUAGGGGCAUCCCUUCCUCCCCACUUCUUCCUUGGUGCCCCAUGAUCUCUGCCAUUACCUCUACCACAUACUGAAUGCAGUUAAAUGGGGUGCUUCUUGGCUUCAUGCACUUAUUUCCUCCCUGUCCCACCAUUUCCUGCCAAUGCUGACUGGACCAGCUGAAGGAAGGUGGUGUGUGAAACUCCACACAUCCAGGUUGGAGGGUGCAACAAGGAAAUCUCCCCUUCUGCAGAGCACAUGAGGUGACACAGGGUAGUUACUCAUGUUAGGAACCAGAACCCUUGAAAUUUUACUUGCCGCUGCCCCAGACCUGCUUUCUCAGUUCUGCUCAUUCUGCCCUUCCACUCUGCUGCAAUCAGCUUUGAAGAGGGGACAGAAGGAGGGCCUAGAAUGGGUCUAAUCUAAGGUUAUUUAUGUGGAUGGUGCUGAUGCUGCUGCCUAUAUCGAAGCCCAAGGCAUAAAGGAAUCUAGCACUUGGUGGGCUGAAAGACUGUUGGUCUUGGGCUUGGUGACCUUGUUUCCACAUUUUUUUUUGUCACCUAAGGCAAGGGCAGCAGCAGUUUUAGGAGAGGCAGGAACGUUGGAACUGAAAUGGGAGGAAGAGGACAGGAGUGAGGAGGAAGGAGUUGUGGGUGAAUAUGUUGCAGUGAAGUAAACUGGAGGGGAUGGGUAGGGUGGGAGGAGGGGGGAACCUUAAACCUUUUGGCCCCUGCCACUCGGGAAGUGCACAGACACAGGCAGUGUUGUUAGUGCUCUGAAUGACACUGCCAUCAGCAAAAUCGCUCUACAUCAUUUUGGUUAAGCAAAAGAUAUGGUGUGGGGAGUUAGGGUGGUGGGUCUUUUGCCCUCAACAUCUCUGCAGGCUGGAGUUGGCUGCUUGGGGAAGAGGCAUUUUCUAUAUGGUGCAUAUUUGACACAAGAUGCUACCUCUUUUCUUCAGUGUGACUGUGUUGAAGAGGUGGUGUUCCCAGCACCAUCUCCUUUAUAUGCAUCUAAGUGACCAACUGCACUCUUUCCUAUGACUUUUGGAUACAGUGACAUCAUUGUAAAGAGGGGCAUGAAACAUGCCAACUCUGUGGAGACUAGCCUGUGGUUGGGAUCGUGGCUCAGGUGUGAGACCUGGAGUGCAAAAAUCUGGGGUUUGUUCCUGGGCCUGCCACUGAAGUGUAGCCUCCUUGUGCUGCCUCUUCCUCACUUAGAAGAACUUGACCUCACAGGGGUGGUUGUGAGGCUGAAUUCAUUGCUGGUGAAGUGUUUUAAGAACCUUGCAGACAGGUGUGUGGCCUGGCAUAGGGCAAGUAGAAGGUUCUUAUAAGCUCCCCAGAGCCAAAUCAGUGAGGCUUCACUCUGGACAUGUAAAAGUUCACUGGUGUAGAGCAACAAAGUGUUUUUUUUGGGAGGGGACUUCUAUAUUGGCUGUGGUGCAUUUUAGAUGCUAGGGCUAAUAUUCUCAACCAAGAAGGGACUCUCAGAUCAUCUGCUGUUGCUGUGGAAGCCCCAGCUUUCAACAGAACUAGACCUUCAGGCUCCUAUGCUGCUCCCUUGUCUCCAGCUCUUCACUCUCACCUCAGAAUGUGCCUGAGCUGGGAGCACAGGCAGACUUGGUUAAGGCCUGGCUCUCUUAGAAACAUGUUGGGGCAGGCAGCUUGCAAGAGCAGUGUUGGAUUCAGUGAUGUGGGUUUUUCCUUUAAUGUCUUGUCUAGUUUAGUUGCAGGAUUUGUAGUGGGUGUGGAGCACUGAGAAUGGGUUUCAGGCAGUUGUUAGAGAAACUGAAAAUAACAUGAUGAGUCCAAUUCCCUGCUCUUUCAAGAGGGCACAGCUCUGCUGUCAUACACCAGCAGUGAUAAUUUGUGGUCCCAGCCCUCACUACCAGUUUGGUUUGUUGUUUCCAUGAGGGUUUUUCCUUCACUCCAAAAUCUUCCCUACUCUCUCCCCACCUUCAGAAACCAGAAGGACAAAUGACAAUGGUAAGAAGUCAAGAACCUGGCAGAAUGGAAAGCAGAUGGGAAGGAGUUAGUGGAAUGCACAAAAACGACUUGUCCAAAAACCUCAAGCCAGUCUUUGCUGAGCCUUGAAUAUAAAAGCUGCAAUGUAUGCUAAUUCUGGGAACUGAAAUGGCCUGUGACUAAAAUGUGUUUCAGGGCAGCAGGGCAUCAGCUCUUACACAAUUGAACUGUGGCAGAUUUUUAUUUUUAUUAAACCCAAAUGUUGCUAAGGAUGUCCAAAAGACUAAUUCUGUCCUAAAAUGCUAGGUGUGAGACUUGAUGGCAUCUUUUUCCAACUAAUGUAGAAGAGCAGCUGUUUUUCCUUCUUUUUGGGUUUUACUUUGGUUCUGUGAUACAUUGUUAGGAAGGAAUAGCUUCUUGGUGGUGGUUCUGUAGUACCAAUCAAUUGCAUGGCACAUCUCUUUCCUUUUGCAGCAGGAGCUUGUGGGAUGGAUAUUUCAUAGAUUUCAUAGACGUUAGGGCUGGAAGGGACCUCGGAAGAUCAUCGAGUCCAGCCCCCCGCCCAAAGGGCAGGACGUCAGCUGGGGUCAUAGGAUCCCAGCAAGAUAAGCAUCCAGUUUCAUCUUGAAGGUGUUCAAUGAAGGCGCUUGAACAACCUCCGGUGGCAGGCUGUUCCAGACCUUGGAGGCUCGGACAGUAAAGAAAUUCUUCCUUAUGUCCAGCCUGAAACGAUCUUGUAGCAGUUUGUGACCAUUCGUCCUCGUCAUCCCUUGGGGCGCUCUGGUGAACAAACGUUCCCCUAGAUACUGGUGGUCACCCCUGAUAAACUUGUAGGUGGCCAUCAGAUCACCCCUGAGCCUGUGCUUUUCCAGGCUAAAGAGCCCCAGGGCUCUCAGCCUGUCAUCGUAGGGUCUGCUUCCCUGACCUCUGAUCAUGCACGUGGCUCUUCUCUGGACUCUCUCAAGCUUCUCCACAUCCUUUUUGAAUUGUGGAGCCCAAAACUGGACGCAGUACUCCAGCUGCGGCCUCACUAAGGCCGAGUACAGGGGGAGAAUGACGUCCCAGGAUUUGCUUGAGAAGCAUCUAUGGAUGCAAGCCAGCGUUUUGGUCGCUUUACUAGCCACAGCAUCGCAUUGCAGGCUCAUGUUCAUCUUGUGGUCAAUGAUGACCCCCAAGUCUCUUUCUUCCAUAGUGUUGGCCAACAUAGCACUGCCGAGCCUAUAAGGAUGCUGCGGGUUUUUUUUCCCAAGGUGGAGAACCUUGCAUUUAUCGGCGUUGAACACCAUCAGAUUCUCAUCCGCCCACUUGCUGAGCCUGUCCAGGUCAGCCUGGAUCAUCCGCCUGUCUUCUGGUGUGGAUGCUUUGCCCCAAAGUUUGGUGUCAUCGGCGAACUUGGCCAGUCCGCUUCUGACUCCAGUGUCCACAUCAUUAAUGAAGAUGUUGAACAGUAUGGGUCCAAGGACAGAGCCCUGGGGGACCCCACUGGUCACAGGACACCACGAUGAGUGACUUCCAUCAAUUACUACCCUCUGGGUCCGACCCCGGAGCCAAUUUUCCAGCCAGUGGAUCGUGGGGGACCCAAGGCGACAAUUGGCCAGUUUCUCCAAGAGACGAUCAUGGGACACCAGAUUGAUGUCAUAUAUCUUGACUCCAAAAAAGCCUUCUAUCUCAUCUCCCUUGUCCAGGUGAUAGGUCACCUGGUCGUAGAAGGAAAUGAGAUUGGUCAAGCAAGACCUACCCGCAACAAACCCGUGCUGGCUAUCCCUUAAGACGUUGGCGUCGGCCAGUCCAUUAAGGAUGGCCUCCUUAAUAAACUUUUCUAAGAUCUUCCCUGGGAUAUGAAGGGGGUUGACAAGUGUUCCUGUUAUGUUUCAUCCUGGACAGUGCUCCAGUUGCUCUCAGGGUUAUGCUUGCAAUUGGUUCCUGAAGGAACUCCACUAGUAAGUCCCUUGCUGCAAAGAGCUCUAGUUAUCCAGGGGCUACCUGCAUUUUUUUUUUCCUUUCACUACAUCACUGUCACUGCCAACAUUUCCAACCCCAGAUGAGGUAAUCUCAUAGUGCUAGUAGUAUUGAAACAUCCAGCACUGUUGUCCCUGUAAAGUUGAGCACAAAUGCCCCUCUAUGGGUACCUGCAAAGACAAUGCAGCUGGGUUGAGAAUGAGGGUUUUCUUAUACACUUAGCUGUCCUGAGGUUACCUAUGGUCCAACUGCACCAUUUUCUACCCUGCUUUGCUGCGAAACAUCUGACCACAGAAAUGUUGACUCAUGAACCAAGCUGAUAGAAAAUGCUGUGAUUUCUGUUCCAGAGCCUCCAUUGUUUUCAGCUGCCUGCGUUGUUUGUUGUGUUCUCCUCUUUCGGGGUCUGUUUUCUACAUUUGGGCCUUAGCAGGUUGAGAGAGGCUUCCAUGGUUAGCAGUAGCCACCUUUGGGAUUUCAUGGGAAUGUGAGAAGGGCCAGAGGGAGGUGGAAGAGAACUCUUCCAUCAACCCUCUUUAGUCUUCACCGCAGUGAGCCCUGCAGUUUGUAUUCUGUAAAACUUGGUAUAUUUCUGUGCAAAAAAAAAUUUAUUAAAAAAGGAAAAAAAAAAAAAAACCCUGACAAAAUUGUUCAAUGCGAUGCUUCUUCAAACUAAACCUGUUAGAGUCCAGCAGGAGCCUAACCAGGGGUAGGCAAGCAGGUCACUAGUGUUAGCAAAUAAAAGCCUAGGAUUCCAGACUAGCCUAGGGAUUGACACGACACCUCGUUCAAUGAGCGACAGAAAGGCUUUAUUUACUACAAGUAUUUAAAAUCAAGUUAAGUGAGCCCAAACCAAAUCCAGUAAUUAGCUAUAAAGUCAUGAUUUCUUACCAAACAGGUGAUCUGCUUCUCUUCAACUUUUCAAGUAAGUCAGGUGCAAGUGGUGUCAGAGAAAUUUUUUACUCUUGAAGCACGCACACUUUUUUUAUACCCCGAGUUUAGCAUCUUCAAAGCAUUUGUUUAGUUGUGUAAAUUGAGAAAGUCCCAAGCAGUAAUUGACAGGAAAAACCUGCUCAUUACUGGUUAUCAGAAAUUUCUAAUUUGAGUGAGUUACCAGUAAGAAGAGGUUAUCCAGUUUGGAACAUAAUCAGUUUCUUAACAACAGCCAGGAAAAACAUACUAAAUCAGGAGGAGACAUCUAUCACAUAUGGAGAAUGUCUCUUCCUGAACAUAAACAUGAGUUAGUCACAAAAGAAAUGUAACCCAGGCAGUACUCCAAGAUGUACCCCCUCUCCAAUUGAAGGGAUCAGAGCAGGUACACAAGCGUUGUGGGAGGUGUAAGGAUCCUCUCUCUCCCAUAGAGCAGAGCCAGACCACCAAUGGAGACUUAACCAUAUACUUUUUAAUGAGAAACACAGUAGUGGGAACAUAACGUAUAAACCAGGGGGUAUAGGGGAUACUACAACACCGCGAGGGGGCAGGAUUCAAUAAAGGUUAGCCACUUACAAUCUUGUCAACUGGAUGAAUGUGUAUAAGACAGGGUUAACCAAAAUAUAAAACACAAACAGCAGAGCAAUCAAUACUGGCUGGUGAAGUAUAAAAGGUACAAAAUACAAAAUGUCAAGUAACAAGAAAUAUAGGGCCUGGGUACCUGGAGUGGAGAAAGAGGGAAAACACCAUGACCCCUUUUCCACUGCAACAAGAAUGUCUCCCUGACACUUCGCUCACCCCAAUUCAUCCCAGCUAGGACUUGAACUCAGAUUUCCCACAUGGUAGGCAGAAAUGCUACCACAUAUAGUCACCAGUGCUACUACUGCUCUAAGCUGCUAGGGGUUUUGAUUUUCCAGGAGCCCCUGCCUCACAUUGAACUUCCUGGUCUUGCUGGAGCUCAGGAACCUCUCCUGCUGGCAGCAGCUUCUCAUAGGGGAUCCUGGAGCCCAGUGGGGAGUCUUUCCUGCUGGCUGCAUGCCACAUUGCUGAGGGUCCAUCUGCUGCCUGCAGGUCCCACUCCUUCAGGUUCUUCUGGGACAACUGCUCCCAUGCUGCUGGCCCAGCUCUUCAAAACACCUUCCUCACAGCCCCUCACUAGUCUGUGAAUUAACUGCUCUGCCCCUUUUAUCCCCUUCCAGGUGACCCAAGGAGCCAAUCAGGGGGCAUGGAGGGUGAGUCUCUGGGGCCUGAUUGGUGAGGAAAGGGAAUUCCAAGCCCUCCAAUCAUCUUUUACCCUUUCAAAACCCCUGGGCCUGAUCAUUACCAGCUAGCCUGUCACAGAAAUAUUUACCAUACUAAUUAAUCAAGGAUAGACAUUUCAUAUGGUUACACACCAGACAACUAAGAGUCUGCCUGAAAUCAUCUUGAAUAUAGCAAGAUAAGUUAGAAGAGAUACUUUAUUAUUCCUUCUCAGAUGGCCUAGCCAUGAACUUGCAUCCUCUUGCAAUAUGCAGUUAGCAUCAGUAUUCUAUAUUUUAACUUUUGUGAGUGGGCCCAAGCUUAGCAUGAAUUUCAGAGUCAUCACUAGUUCUGGGUGCCCUUUUUUAUUGGGGGGAGCGGGGGAGGGGGCUUAGAGGGAGUAUCAGAAUUGCAGGCAGCAGCUUUGGUUUCUGUGCCAGGUAAGACUGACAUCUCCCCCUUAUAUCUGCCCAGGGCGCUUGCUAGUUAUACAUCGGGUCAAGUGGGUCUGGGAGGUCUCGGCCCCUUCAGGAUACAGGGCACGAUUCAGCUUGGUACCUUAUGAAGCUCCCAUUUCCAGUGCAAAAGGAGCAUGCAGCUCUACCAAAGAAGGAUUCAGCAGUAGCAUUCUUCUAUUUUGCACUAGUGUAAAUGGUAAAAUCACAAGGUACAGGCCUCAGGGUACACAGAAUUGGGCCCCUCUUGUCCUUCUAUUGACUAGCUUUUUAAAUUUAAUAAAGUAGCUUUUCCUUUAAGGACUUAAGACCCAGCAUGCAGAGCCAGAGCUGGCAUUAUCAGGAGGUAAGAUGUAGCCUGGAAGCCCUUCUUGGAAAGUCAGUUGUAUCCUAGAAUGCUAGGCUCUACAUCCAGGGAGGUAUGUCUUGGUUAAAGGACAGUGCUGAGAACUUGAACAUUUGGAUUUUGUUGCUGACUUGUACAACCCUGGCUUGGCUUUCUUGCUCCUCUUCCUACCACCCUCCUCUCCAGCUAUGAAGAUUUGCUCACAGAUAGCAGUAUAUUUUUAAAGCAUAAUGACAGUUGAUCUGCAAGGUUACGGUUUCUGACUUGACUGUCUCUUUAAGAUGACAACUGUAUGAUCUGCAGUGUCCUGGAAUUUGCACAAGACAAAUGCAGCAGGAAUGAAAAGGCGAAGCAACUGUUUCUUGUGCAGCGAUAUAUUUGGUGCAGUAUGUGACAUGGAGAUGCAGGUUUGCUAAGGGAAAUCUGGAUUUCUUGGGUAAUAGUGCUUGGCUUGCAGUGAAAGCCAAAAGCAAACAUCUGUCUCUGGUCUCCAAGCAGUAUCUCUGGUUGGUAAAAAUGAAUGGCAGGGGUGAUGAGGGCAGAGAUUUUUUCUGAAAAGGGCUUGUAAGUGACUUAAGAGGGUAACCUCUGACUUCCAUCUCCCCUGUAAAUUUCUAGAACAAGGUUAUCUAAGACCAGACUGUAUGGGGGACCUCAGGCUGAUUCAGAGUCUCUUAAAGCUGCCUGUAAUAUUUCACUCAUACUGUUUAUUAGGCAGCAGCAUCUAAGGUGGGUGUGACAGGUUGCUGUAGUGAGUCCCCUGACUUUAUUUUCUUACACUGAUAACAAAUGUAUCCUUUGAAGGGCUCUGAGCAUGUUUCUGCAAAGUAGGGACACAAGUCAGCUGAGAUCUAGCACCUGGGUUGUUUGCACUCAAAUGUUUCUCAGCCCAAAUAAGGACACGCCUGAGAUAGAGCAACAUAUCAUGAAACUGCCUAGAUGCAAAGUGGUGAAACUGAUCUAGUGUAUGUGGCAAAAAAGGAAAACCAUCAGUAAUAAAAUGGGGGAGACAUUUUAGUUACAGAUGUGCUGUAGCUUCAUCACUCUAAGGCAGUGGCAGGCACACCACAAAUUAAGCCCUGCAUCCUUCCUGAAUGCCACUCCAAUCCCCUUCCCUCACCCAAUGUGUUGUUCUGCUUGUCCUAUCUGCCAGUGUGUUGCCUGCCCCUCCUCCAUCUGCAGCAUGCCACAGAUAGGCUGCCAGUGCUACUAGCAGCACCCAUGCCACAGGUUGGCUGCCUGUCAGAGGCCAUUGGAAAUCGGUGCUCAGCAAGCAGUCAUUUAUUAAGAAAUCAGAGCAUCCCAUUUUCAAACCACAUCACUAUGGUCCCUAGAAACAUUUCUGCUAACCCUCCUACUUCCCAAACCAAUAGCAACUCUCAUUGGAGCUAGCAUUGUGACACUGCAGAGGGGUAGAAGAGCCGCAGCUCCUCUUCUGAGAGGAACUUUGUCUCCCACAGACACUUUUCUAGUAUGUAUGCUGCCCUGAGGGGAAUGGACUGUAUCAGCGAGAACUUCCCAUAACCAAUACCUUGCUUUGUGUCCCCUGAAUGUAAAUCUAGACACUCCCAGGAGCUCCUGGCCUGCAGCCGCCUGUCCAGGGGAAGGAACCUCAGGGCUGUUCAGGGUUAGUAGGUAGAAAGCACCUUAGUGUAUCAAAUGCAGGUUGUGACUCAAGAUGUGGCAUGUGCAGCUAGCAGAGGGGCUCUUAGUCCCUGCUACGUCUAUGUGCUCUUGAGUACCCCUGUUUACCUGCUCAAGCCUGCAUAAAUCAAACCUGUGAGGUGGAGCUUCUUCUAGCUGUGUACAGGUGUGCUGGAUUUGAUGCUCUCUUAGCCCAUUCUCAUGCUAAUACUCUCAGCUUUCUGUGCAGGCUCCUUCUUUUUUUGUUCAGUGUUUGUACAGUCUCUGGUGUGUGGGGUCCUGGACUAUGAUGGGUGCUGCUAAGCCCUUGUUGAGGACAAAGGGAAAAUGGAAAAGAGCCCUCAUGAAUGAGAGAGGAGAGUCAUCUGGACUGUCCCUUAACAGGAGGGAGAAAGGUCAAUGGUUAGAGCACAGACCUGAGGUCAGGACUGGUUCAUAUUCCUGCCUUGGCUUGGCAAGGGAGAUCUCAGAUAGAUCCCUUAAUGACUGCUUUGAGAAGGGUGAUGGCUCUCAUGUGCCUCCCAACAAGAACUUUAUGCCAUUGGUGUCUGUGAAGCACUUAAAACUGCAGAUGCAAAGGUGCUAGAGAAGGUGCUGCAAGCAGGCUGCCUACAGUUUUAAGGCCUGGCACUUCAUGACGCUCAUGAAACGAGAGAGCGAGAACAAGGACUGAACUGCUGCCUGAAACAGGAGAAGUGGAUUUCUAACUGCCACUGACAGGUGCUAAUUAGCCACCUGCCAUAUCUCAUUAAUGAGCCCUUCUGUCUCUUUAAGAGAAUUAAGGGCAGCUGAAUAGUGCAGCCAAUCCCAUGGCUUUACCGAGGUCUGACUUGCCAAAAAGCGGGAGGGAUCAGGAUCUCUGAGUGAUAUCACCAGCUGCUGAUAGAAAGGGGCAGGAAGAAGAAUUGUUUACGGGGAGUGUCUUGUGCUGCAUCAGUUCAGAACAGCUCUGCUGUGGUCAAAGGCUUUUCUUACCUCUGUCUGUGUUGUAUACGUGAUGCCUCCCGCCCGAUGCGCUCACUGCUGCACUCAGAACUGCGGAUCCCAGUGGCGUCACCAGAAUGAACCAUGGCAAAUAGUCCAGACGGAUGCUGCCUGUCAGACCCACUGCCGCCCCAGGUGGAUGAAGUGACCUAGGAAGGAAGUGACGAUGUGGCCAUUUUGGAGCCUGGACCUGAACCGAAUCCAAUGUGACUUGGGCUUCACAGAAGCCAUCAAUCAAAGCAUGCAGGUGCCCAACAGACUGAAGGUGGCAGAGGAGUCUGGCCUGUUGGAUCAGGAGAGAACAGCUGAGGAUGUUCCCCCAUCCUUUCAGAUGCACAUCCCUGAUAGGCUGUCACUGGCAGGUGAUGUAAUCAGCAGCUUGUGAUUGGAGGGUGAAACCACAGAAGGUGGAGCAGUUAAGGUACAAAGAUGUUGAACUCUUGUCUUCGGCAUAGUGAGGUGUAAUGGUAAGACAAUGGGAGGGAGGUAACAAGUGAUAGGUGGUGUUCAGUUUACACCAAAGCAAAGUUUACCAGUGUUCAAGAAAGAUGGCGUGAGCUGCAGAGAGAAAAGGGAAGAGAGAAUGUCCUUUUACCUCUUUUGUGCACCCCUCUGCACUCGGGAAAGCAUAGGCACAAGCUGGAGGCCAUGAGGUGUGUGGGUUUGGCCAGGGUCGUGUGACUCCGUCUUGGAACUCCACACACACCAUUUUAGAAUACCGGAGAUAACUGGGAAGCCAGCAGCAGUGGGGGAGGAUGCGAACAGCAUGGUUUCCUGAGGCAGCUGAGUACCUUAGCUACCACUUUCUGCAUUCUAAGCAGCUAAAGGGAAGGUAAGUGAACCAAAAAGAAAUGGAGUGAUGAAUAUGGGUUUCAGCAGAGAGACAUGGGGAGGGAUAGUUUGGACAGAUCCUCUUGGGCUGAUGGCAGGCAGGUUUGCAGAUGAAGAAGUGGGGCAAAAGUGUUUUGGAGUAAAAAAUUUUCCUGAGCACUUGGCUUUCAGCAAAGUAUGCCUGGUGAGGUGUUUCCUAGUCAAGGCUCAUGACAAUGCAUGUGCCCACCAUAGUGAAGGCAAUGUCUAAAGUCACCUCAAUUCCACUCAGGCAGGUAGGAGCUCUGACCUGUGUUUAGCACUGACUUCCCUUCUUCAGCUCCAGGGUACUGGGUAAGCAAAAACCCAUGUCAUUUGCACCUUGAAAAACAGCCCCUAACUCAAAGUAUGCUCAUGCUGCUGGAAUCACGUAUCAUUUAGUUUCCCUUCUCUGUGCUUUGAGGGGCUGACUGGCUCGUUCUCUGUACAGCUGGUGUGUCCCCCAGGUAAUGCAGCUUUUGGAGACUUGAAGCUGGAAAUCUGAAUACUUCUUUCAGGUAAUGGAUUGUGGGAGAAUGGCAGCUGGUCAGCAUGUUCAAACUGCUGCUGUGAGUGCCUGCCAGCUGUUGUGUAAGGCCCACAGAAGGGAACAGUUGAUAAGGGCACAGUUAAACUCAGCCUGAGGUAGAGCUUGUUUGAGAUGGAGGAGUUCUUUUAGCAGAUUCCGUUUCAUGUAAGUGCAAAGUAUCCAGCAUGGGAUUUCUCUGGUUCUUUGGGUUGGAGGGAAAUGUGUGUUAACAAAGUCAGCCACACUCUCUGGUGAAGGGCAUAUGCCACUAUUGUAAGAAGGAGAGAGAAAAUCCCAAAAUGGACUUCUGUGGGAAAACUUUGCAGGACCUUUAUCUGGAGGCUCUUCCACCAGGGGCUUCAGAGAUAUGUUGUACGAUGAGGUCCUGUUUACAUGGUUGUGAUGUUGCUUCUCCCAUAGGUUUUGAAAUCAUCUCCAUCCAGCUCUGACUAUGAUGCUGUUACCUUUUGGAACAUAGAGAAAUACAUUUAAUUUUUUUCUCUUUCCUCUCCAUAGAGAUAAUAGAUGCUGGUCCAAGGCCAUUGCUGGUCCCACAUGAUGGGGAAAACUCCUCUGUUUUGCAUGAGCCCCUGAAUUCCUCUACCCAGCCUUCACCACUGAGGGAGCUCCCAUUUCUGAACAUCACCACCAGAUCAGCUGCCCAGAAACGCAAAAGACCGACCCAGCAUGUGAGAUCACGGAGAGAGAGGCCACACAGUGAAAAUGCCCAGCUGCCCUGGCAUAGUGGAAGUGAGAGACAUGAUUGGCCAGACACAGGCCUACUGCCCAGCCCCACCCCGCAGUUCCCUCUGUUCGUGCACGGUGGCAGGAUCUACUCCUUGCAGAACAUCUUCCAGAUAAUGUGCUUCCUGAGUCGCCUGCUCUUCCACCAGGUUCAGAAGUCUAUCCAACCCCAAGCCCAGCCCAGCUCCCAAGAGGCUGGGCCAACUUCAGAAAGUUCCCUGGAGGAGAUAGGCAUGUCUGAGAUCAUAGCAAUGAGACAACAGUUGAAUAAGAUCUCAGGGAGGCUGCGCAAUCUGGAGGAGCAGUGCACAGGCUGGCGUCAGAAGGAGCUUCUGGUCUACUCUGUGCUGGUCUCUGCGUGUCUCCUCAAUACCUGGCUUUGGCUAAGGAGAUGAAGAACCCUCCCCAUCACAGAACAGCCUGUGUGCAUGGGGGAGUCCUGGCUAGAACACUCUCAGACCAUAAACUCUGUGUUUCUUCCCCUUGGUUGACCUGCUUCUUGAACUGUAGAUUCCCUGAGGAUCUGUGACCUUUGGGCUCUGUUUGCAAUGCAGAUGAAUGGAUUGGGAUGUUCCUUUUUUGCUGGAGAAAGUUGGAAGAUUAGAAAUGGAAGGGGCUUACUUGCUGGAUCAGCUGACAACAAAGAGAUGUUUGUAAUCAAGAGCUGUCCAACCCCUUUCAAAUGAUGAACUUUUUGUCUUGCAGCUGUUCUGCCUUGCGCUACUUUAGUAAGUAGUGUUGUAGGUGGGACUGGGCUGGAACAUGGAUGUAAAGUCACCAAGGGUGACCCAGGGGCUGCAAGAAGCAGUUUUAUUGGGUCAGUAGGUAGUGCUGGGGGUUUGCACUGAACCAAUCCUCAGCAUAGUGUUAAGGGAUGCUAUGUUGCUGUUGGUGCCAUCCUUCAGAACAGAUGCACAAAGCUGGGGUUCUAAGGGCUUGUGGCCAUCAAAAUCGCCAUUGCAUGGUGGAUAUGGGCAAUCCUGGUCUCUAGGCAAAUUCCAACUUGGGUAGCUAAGUUCUGACACCUAGAAAUUUUCCUGUAGUUUCACUGAGACACCUCUUCAUGUCCUGCAUAAAGUUUUUGUGCUGCCUGGUUGCACGGUUUGAAGUAACAGUUUUUAUGUGGGAGAAAGCUGCACUGCAACAGGGGGCAAAGCCAAUUUGUAAGGAAUGUUGGUAACCAUGAAGAUGGAUUGUGGUGUGUAUGAUUAUUUCUAAUGUUCAGGUGUUGGCCAGCAGCCUGGAUGAUGACUUGAGUGCCUGGAUAUCAAAGCCAAAAGAGUGGAAAUCUCACAGAUGGAAUAUAUAGCCUGAGUAAUGAGACUUGGCCCCAUGUAUUUUAUCAGUUUUGCAGGUUUGGGCUGGGUUACAGAGGAACUGACAAGGUUCUGCUCUGGGGUAUAUGGUGUCUCUUAUGACAAAGGAAAUUCUUGGCAUAGUAUUGGCUAAAAACUGUCAUGUGAUGAAGCUGGAAUCCUUUGCCUCAUUCAGUCUUGGAAAUUAUCAGUACUCUAAUCAGGAUCAGUGUUAACUCUCAGAUCCCUUGAUUGGCUCAGCAGGGAACUCUUUGUUUCCACAGAUAUCUAAUGUCACCCCCACUCAGAACGGGUGUGUGCGCGUGCAUAUGUGUGGUUAAUGCUAUUUCUACAACACUAACAGAAGCACUUUACAGACUUGUAUGAAGACAGGGUCCCUGCCCUAGAUAGCUUAAAAUCUAAGUUGACUGCAUAGAAAUGCAGGAAUUGAGAUGUAUAUAACUGAAAAGGAUCUGACUAAGUGGUCACUGACUGUGUGUGUGGGUGGGGUGUAUAAUAACACACUCAAAAUUCAUGGCUAUAAUUGGACAACUUCUAGAUACACUGGUCAGCCUAUUUGGAAUACCAGUACCAAUGCAUGGCCACAAAAUCUGGGCCAGAUGGUUAACCCAGGUUUAACUUGGUUUCUCUUGUUCCAUGUAUAAAUAACUGUAGGUGCAAGUUUGGUCAUUUAAAUGUCCAAGUAACUGAUUUAUUGGCACAGAUACUUAGAUGUUCAAAUGAUGCAAGUUGCACCCCUGUCUAUGCCUAUAAAUCUGGUAGUACUUGGAUUUCUAAAUAAAAAAUAACAGUUCUAUAAAUAAUCAUAGGUGCAAAACUCUGCCCCGAGGCCAAUGUCUAAGCUAAAGAAAAUAUGGAGAUUUACUGCAACAGAAGCUAGGAUCUGCUGACUGUUCGGGCAACUCCUACUGCAGUCAGGGAGGGUAUGUGGGUGUGUGUGUGGAUGACUGUCAGCUCAGGUGGUUCCUACCUGAGGUUAAGGAAUGGGAUGAGCUGAUUUGUUUUGCUACUACCUACUUUGUUGCUCUGGAGUGGUUGGGCUUUCUCUUGGUCUGCAGAACUUGCACUCCAGCUCCUCUCACUUCUAGUGAACAGACCCAUGGAUCCAGUGGGAUCUAUCACUUCAGUCAUCUGUAGUUCAAGAUAGAAUCUGCUACAAUCCAUGCUUGAAUUUUGCUAGCAAUGUUAUGUGGCAUUGCAGUGGUUCCCACUUCCCUGUAACUGGAGCCACUGACUGUAGGAGAUGUUAUUUUCUUUUUCAGUCCACAGCGUGGACCGAAGAGGCCUGAUCCAGUGUGGUGGCCAAGGCCCCCUAGCUCCUGUCAGGCAUGUGGAGAAGAGGGUGGUUCCAAGAUCAGGCCUGUGCUGGCUAGUUGGAGGGUAGUUGCUGACUGAUUGCUAGUGGUGCAGUGUAAUUUUUUUGUAGGAGGCCUGUGUCCUAGUAGGUUUGUGAAAAUCUGGAAAUAACAAUCAAUAAAGAGCCUGUUUAAACACACAUGGCAGAAUAUGCCAAUGGCCUCUAGACCUGCUUACUGUAUCAACACAGCUAAUUUUGAGUAAGGUUUUGUCCUCUGGACUGCAACUCUGUGGCCUUCUGCUCGGUGUCUAAGCCAUGUGUAUACUUACUAUGGCUUCAACAUCCUCAUCUUGUAAGAUCAUGUUGACUGAAUUGGCCAGCCAGUGUAAAAAUACCCGCAAAUUACAGCAGCCCAAGAGUCCUGGACAAUUUUUUGUGAUUCCACUCACCUGCUUAAGGUGGGAUUGUCUGUAGCUAAGUCAUCCUAGUCAAGCGUCUGUUCAACCCACUCUUGAAAAUUUCUAAGGAUAAAGAUUCCAUAACUUCUGUAGGUAGCCUGUUUUAUUGUUUGAGCACCUUCGUAGUCAGAAAGUUCCUUCUAAUCUCUAAUGUAAAUUUUGUCUGCUGCAGCUUGAGGCUAUUGCUCCUAGUUUUGUCUCCUAUGGUCAUGGAGAAAAGGCCCCCUCUCCAUCCUUUUCUUGGUAACCAUCCUUCAGGUAUUUGAGAACUGCUAUCAAAUCCCCUCUCAGUCUUUUCUUCUCCAGACUAAAUAACCCUGAUUAUUUCAGCCUUUCCUCAUAAGCCUUGCUUUCCAGGCUGGACUCUGCUGGACUCUUACCAGACUGUGCAUAUCCUUUUUGAAGUGUGGCCAGGUGAGGCCUCACCAGUGCUACAGAGAGCAGAAUCAUUUCCCUUGAUUUGCAAGUGACACUCCUGUUCAUAGAACACAGUAUGGCAUUGGCUUUUUUUGCAACAAGAACACACUGUUGGAUCCUAUUCAGCUUAUGGGCUACUAUAACUUCCAGGUCCUUCUCUGAAGUAUUGCUGCCUAGCCACUCAUUCCCCAGUCUGUUUUUGUGCAUUCAAUUAUUUUGUCCCAAAUGUAGGACUUUGUACUUGGUCCAGUUGAAUCUCAUCUGAUUGAUCAUGGACCACUUUUUCCAGUCUACUCUGAUCCUUCUGGAUCCCUAGGCCUGCUCUCCAGAGUGUCUGCAGCUCCACCAGCUUGGUGUCACUCACAAAUUUGCUAAGCCUGCCCUUGAAACCAUCAUCCAAAAUAUUAAUGAGGAUGUUGAACAUUCCUUUAAAAUAUUCCCUGGUAGUUUUAUACCACCUUCCACUGCAUGAUCCAGCUAAUGCCCAUUUGAGAUGGGCACUACUUUUUGCAUUCCAGAAGCACUGGAAAGUGAAGUACCUUAACAGCUGAUUAGUGACAGGAUGAAAUGGAUCCUAGGAGUCCUGACUCUUAGCCCCUGCAUGAAUUGCCAGGCUACACUGAAAGUGGUGCUUGAUCACAGCCUCAAGAUGAGUGGAGUGAGGACUAAUGAGCCAAUGAAAGUACAAGGACAGGUAAAACAAGGGUUGUAGGAUGCAUGAGCACAGUGAUGACUUUAGAUUUUGUAGCUCCUGGAGAAUCCAGUUCAGAUUUAAAGGUCCAAUUAACCCAUCCCCAAAUCUCACUUGGCACGCAGGGAGGUAUUUGGAGAAGCCAAAGGAGAUGGGCUACUACUAGACAAAGAUGAGUGUGGGAAUGGAGCCAUGGAGAAGGAAGUCAGUGUUUCUUCAGCCAUGGGUGCUCUGUGGCCUUUACAAAGACCAUGGGAGAUGGGAAAGCAGAAGGCACCGAGGAAGCGAGAAAAGGCUGUUAUACGUGAUGGAAACAUCUCUCGCCGUAAUCCCCUUCUACUGCAGUGCCAGACCUUAGCCUUCUCAGAAUGGGUUGCAUGGGGCAAGGGACCCUCCAGUAAUGCAUUCUGAGCUGUGUCUACCAUGUAUCCAGUGUUUCUCAAAAAGCACCCUGCCUUCCCUUGCCUGGCUGCAUGCUCCAAACCCAGAAAUGAGGUGGUAAAAUGACACUGUGUUGCACAAAUUAUUAAUUGCUCAAAUGAAAAAUGAGACUUUAAAAGAGGGAUGAGGCAAGAUGCUACGUUUAUUGAUUAGAAUAUUUAAAAGAAUGCGUGCGCGCACACACACACACACACACACACUCCCAAUUACUCUGCAGAUGUUAUAGUUACCAAAGUCUGUUGCUAGGUGGGCAGCCUAGGAGUACGAGAUGAGGGGUGGAGCCUCAUACAGACACAUGUCUGUGCUCCAGUAAAAUAUGCAGAGUGUUACCCAACUCUUGCUGCUAAGCCUCCCCGCUUUAUAGGGGGCAUCAAGUUGGUGUUGGGUGACCGAUUCCACUUUUCCUGACUCUGUGCCUCCUUUGCGUGAAUCUCAGUACUUUUCUAUCCUGACAAGUGGUCAGGCUCAUCCAUCACUGUCCUAGUUGUUGCUCUUCAAGCACUCUGUUUACCACAUUUUCCAUUAUCACUGAUGUAGGCUGUCUGGUGCAGAUGGGGUCUUUAGCCUUGAAGGGUUACAAGCCAGUGUCUUUAAUCUUGUUUCUUCUGCUUAUUUCAUUCCUUGCCUGGUACAGAUUGGAUUUAGAAUUGCCCCUUCAGCCUUUUCUUAGCAUAGUUCACAAUUUGUUAACUUGUUUGUUAACACAUAGCUUAUCCUGCUUCUACUAAUCACUCUACACUCAUUUACCCACACAUCCCAGUAUCAUAAAAAAGAAUACUUGUUUUGCUAUAUAUAUGUGUAAUAACAAGCUUAAUUCAUAAUAGCAGACUUAAAAUCGGUACAACUGAGAUACCUCUGCUGCUUCUCAAGCAUCCUGGGGUUCUUGAGUGGUGAGGUGCCAACCACUCCCAUUUUUUUGGUUUGGUAGGUUCGGGUGGGAAUGGUUGGGUAGGUUGUGUUUGAGAGCAAUGCUACAUACGAAUGCUGGGAAGAUGAUGUAGACAUUUCCUGAGGUGCCAGUGCUGUCUCUACAGCUCUUCCCUGUAGUCUGUCAUUCCCCCAGCCAUUCUGUUCAUGGAUAGAUAAAACAUCAUCCCAAUGGCCAUAUUUCUCAGCCAGCUUGUGCAACUGGUUCCAUGCAGAACAUCCUUGUUUCGAGCCGUGUGAUUCUGUGUGUUAGGCUGGAGGGAGUGAGACGUGGCUGGGUGAAGAAGGUUGCUUUGAUCAGUUGCAGCUAUUCAGAAAGGUCCCAUUAGUUGGUAUGGAGGUGGCCCUAUGGUCUGUAUGUAGGGGGCACUUACUGGGCUAGGAUGGGAAUGGAGCCAUCAUCUUCCCUUGUUUGUGUGUGUGCAGAUAGUGAACUGGGUGGUGAGGAGGGGGAGAGAUUUCUUCUUAAAUCUCCUCUCCCUGCCACCAUUCUGCUAAGGAGGGAGAAUGAGGCUGAGCAGAUACAAAGCCAGGGGAUACUGGGAGCCAUUAGCUGAUACAGUUCCUACAGAGGCCUUUCAUACAGUUGUCUUUGCCUAAUCACUGAAUGUCCGUGCCUCAGUUUCCCUGUCUGAAAUGAUCAUUUCCACAGAGAAUCCUUGGCUUUGGCCUUUGCAAGGGGCAUGUUCACAGAUGCUGCUCAUUUGUCAGCACAUUUGGAGAAGGUUUUGCCUUUUUUUACUUGCCAUUUUACAUUUUUUGCCUUUGGCAUGCUUUGUCUCAUGCGUGGGUCACAUGGUGGGCCUGUGCCCUCCUGAGGGAGGCUGGGUAGGAAGGGGAAGUUGCUGAGGCAGCUGCAUGUACUGGGUGUUUGGAACAUGUUAUGUAACAAAGUAUUGCUCUGGGGAAUCACUUGUCUUGGAUCAAAGGUAUGGAAACAAACAAGCUUGCCACGUUUCCGUGGAGAUUCUCUAGCCAUCUGUGAGCUCUGUGCCUGGUGUGUGUGUGUUCCCACUCCUCUCUUCUGCACCAUGCUGGUGAACUCAGAACCUGCCUUUUCUGGGCUGAAGAGGGGGAGUGUAUCAGAUCCAUCUGAUAAAGUCCCCCAGGCUUCUGUUCUGUGUGUGUGUGUUCACCAGAGUGGCCUUCCUGCCACCAUACAGAUUUAAGAAGCAGGGCAAGCCUAGGAAAAUGAAGGGUGGCACCAGCAGAAACCCACCUGCUAGUAGGUUUCCCUGCAGAACUGCAUUCCUGUGGUUGUGAAAAAACUGGGAGACGAAGGGCACUUCUCAGCUGCUCCAGCUCUUUCCACAAUUCCACAUAAACAACCUCAGAGACCCCAGUUUAGUUGAGCUGGUCAGAAAUGUUUUAGUGUGGAACAAACUUAAUUGCUGAAACCUUAGAAUUUUUUGCUGAAUGGCAUGCUUGUUUCCUGCUCUGUGAUGGAAGGUAGGUGCCUGGCCCAUUUUCAGCCCAUCUCUGCUUGUGCAGCGGUGGGCUGUGAGACCACCUGUGCCACUCCAUCUGCUCCUGGGCAAGAUAGGUUGGUAUCUUUGUCUAUCUGCCAGCCUUGGAAAUUAAAAUAUGCAUCAGCCCCUACAACAAUCAUCAAGUUUCAGAUUAAUAAUGACUUUUUUUUCCUUUCUCCACUAGUUUUUGAGCCUUUAGGUUUCCACAUUGUCAAGCUUUUCCUUGAAACUGAGAGCUAGAAGCUAAGUUAUUGUUUUAAACGAAAGCUGAGGCUUUCAGGUUAUUUACAUGAAUCCAGAUGUUGGGGCUUCUAGAAAAACAAUGUGCUGUGAGAUUCACAAUAGCAUUGCAGGAGUUGGCAAAUUGAUUUUGCUAAAAAACCAGCCAUUUCUGACAUUUUAGCCCCCCCCUUGGCAACUGGGUAGGUAUCUCUCUCCUGCACUUCAGGCAUGUAGAAACUGGCUAUUUGCCUAUUAGAGUGGUCUAAAAAAAUAACAGCUUCUUAAAAACAAUGACCACAUGAAAUCUCUCUUGCCUAAUUUCUGCCUUCUGGGUAGUUUACACCUUGACCAUCUUGCUUUUGCUGGUGGUUAUAUGUCCGUUGAGACUGGGGCAUAGGAGAUUAACAAAUUGAUGGUUCCUAACAUUUUCAGGCUGCCUGACUUCUAUAGUGCUGUCCAGACAAUAAAGAAACAACUGGGCUGCUGUAUUCAAAUGCAGCCAACUUCCAAGGAGCAAAAUCUGUUGCACAGCACUUGACAAUCCACAGACCUCCAGAGCUGAAGUAGUUUACAUCGCUUCUGGCCCCAAUUAUUGUGGUUGCCAGAGAGCAGUGCUGUGGACAAGCAAGUUGGCUCUGCUAAGAGGCCAAGCUGAUUAACUGGUCUGAGUGCAGAAUUGUGUGGAUGUAGCUCCCCAGUCAGGUGGUAGCUGUGAUGCCAGGCUGUGUUAUACUGUAUCCUUUCAGGUCCCUGCAGGUCAGGGCCAGGGUUUACCUUCAGUGGUCCAUACACAAAGGCUCAGUAUUGGGUUGCUACUAAUAAAAGCCCCUGACUAGCAGCUGUGAAACUAAUGGCUGCUAGUCCGUUUCAUGGCAGCUGAUGCAAGGCUCACCUUGGCCAGCUCUGGGCCCCAUCUUGUUUGCUGCCUGGUGCCACUGCAAGCCCAGUUGUUCAUAUCCAGGAUGAAAAUCCCAUUUCAGGGAGUCUCUUGGGGCACCAGGACACAGCCCCAAAAUUUGAGACCGUCCAGAAAGAAAGCCAUCAUUUUAUUUUAUUUUCUGCUCCUUACUGGAAUUGAUAGGUCAGGGAAGCACUAUGUAGAAACAGAACUCAUGGUCUCUCUCAGUCUCCUAUGCUGUAGCACUCAUCACUGCAGGGCGCUAAUCCAGUUGUGCACAUCACAGAAAGGCAGGGGAGGGUUGAAGCGUUUGUCACAGCUUGUCAAGGGCUUGGAGAUCUGUGGACUCAGAGUAGUUACAGAAGUGUAAAGGGUGGCUGUUAUUUCCAGUUGCUCUGUUCCUUUAAAGCUUUAUGAAAUACUGGGCAUGAGAGGCAAGGGGAAGGGAAGGGAAGGAAGGGACACCUUGGUUCAGGGAAUAUCUGUUCCAGGCCAGUGGGGAUUCAUUUAGAACAGUGGUCUCCAACCUUUUAAAGGUGAAGAUCACUUUUUGAAGUAAAGGGCAAUCCAGGCCUACUGCACCACCCCCUUGGUCUGCCCCCUCCCCCCUGUCCUUGCCCUCCUACCUACCCAGCAGGUCAGUUGGGGGAGGGGGCAGAUCAAGGCCCCUGCAGUGAGGAAGGGCAUGGGGCAGGGGUGAGUGGGGCCCAGGGGUGGGUUGGGUUGUCCAGGUGCAUGGGAAGGGGGGGCUCCCACCACUGCACGCACCCUGGUGGAGGCCCAGGGGGCAUGUGCCCCCCCAAUCUGUGCUCAGGGCAAGGCAGCUGCUGCUGCAUGCUGGGCUUUGUGCUCUGAGCUACAUCUAACAGUGCUAAUACUAUGUGGCAGCCCAGGCUGCUGAGGUAUUCUGGUUAAGAAUCACUGAGCUAGAGGGUGAUGGUGAGUGAGGGACUUCGGAGGGAAGUGGAGCAGCUCCAGGUGCAGAGGUACUGGAGGAGAGGGUGGAGCUUUUAUCUCUCCUCCCCUUUCAUUCCCCAGACACAAAGCCUUCUGUGACUAACUCCUGUGAAGUACACCUGAUGUUCAGGGAGUCGGGGGAAACACACAGGGGAUAAGCACAUUGUCGCAUGGAGAGAGAGAGAGAGAGAGAUGAGCUCUGAGCCAUACACAGAACAUUUCCUUGUUGCUGGGGGCACCAACUCCACCCUUUACAUCUGAAAGUUUUCUCCGUUGCUCUGACCUAAGGUCUACCUUUGCUCUGAGGGCUACUAGCCAGGCUCCCAGGGCUGGGAGAGAAGGGCAGCACCUUGCCACAAAGGACGGAGCUGGCUUGUCUUCAAAUCAGGUGCAAGGCUGGGGCCUUUUUGCAUGGAGGAUGACAGCAAAGAGUAAUGGUCUGAAGAGCUCACCUGCCAACCACCACUCUCCCCGGUUGUCUGUCAAAGCCAAGACUGAGGAUGAUCCAGACAAGACUGAGAUCAGCACCAGCAGGGCUGAGUCUGCCGAUGACACUUCCUCAGAACUGCAGAGAAUUGCUGCAUUGGACAAUGCAGAUCAGCCAGCCCGAAGAAGAGGAGCUCUGACCAGGAUAGUCCGGCUAGUGGUGAUUCUGAGAGACUGGGCAAACAAAAGCUUGCGGGAAGAGCAGCAAAGGCCAGACUCCUUCCUUGAGCGAUUCCAUGGGCCAGAACUGCAUACAGAGGAUGGUAACGAGCAAGGGGACAAACAUGGUGAAGGCAGCAAAAGCAAGAAGAAGAAAUGGAUGGUGUUUGUGGUGGAUCCUUCUGGGGACUGGUAUUACCGCUGGCUGCCUGUCAUUGCACUGCCCGUCCUUUAUAACUGGUGCUUGCUUGUGGCAAGAGCCUGCUUUAGUGAUCUCCAGAGGGGCUACUUCAUCCUCUGGCUUGUGCUGGAUUAUAUCUCGGACUGCAUCUACAUUGCUGAUAUUAUAAUCCGGUCACGCACAGGUUUCCUGGAACAGGGCUUGCUGGUUAGGGACCUUAAGAAGCUGUGGGAUAAGUAUGUCCAAACUUUGCAGUUCAAGCUGGACAUCCUCUCUGUCUUGCCUACAGACCUGGUGUACUUUGCAGUGGGAAUCCAUCGGCCUGAGCUGCGCUUCAACAGGCUACUCCACUUCUCCCGCAUGUUUGAAUUCUUUGAUCGGACUGAGACCAGGACUAGCUACCCAAACAUCUUCAGGAUUAGCAACCUGGUGCUGUACAUCCUGGUCAUCAUCCACUGGAAUGCCUGCAUUUACUAUGCCAUCUCUAAGUCCAUUGGCUUUGGGACAGACACCUGGGUGUACCCCAACAUCACAGACCCUGAGUACGGGUACCUCAGCCGGGAGUAUGUCUAUUGCCUUUACUGGUCCACUCUGACUUUGACUACUAUUGGAGAAACUCCUCCUCCAGUGACUGAUGAGGAGUACCUCUUUGUCAUUGUUGAUUUCCUCAUUGGCGUCCUCAUUUUUGCCACCAUUGUCGGGAAUGUGGGCUCCAUGAUAUCCAAUAUGAAUGCUACCAGGGCAGAGUUCCAGGCGAAAAUUGAUGCCAUCAAGCACUAUAUGCAGUUCCGCAAGGUCAGCAAGGAAAUGGAGGCCAAGGUCAUCAAGUGGUUUGAUUACCUAUGGACCAACAAGAAGGCAGUAGAUGAACGUGAGGUCCUCAAGAACCUCCCUGACAAACUGCGGGCAGAGAUUGCCAUCAAUGUGCAUUUGGAGACACUGAAGAAGGUGAGGAUCUUCCAGGACUGUGAAUCAGGCUUGCUGGUAGAGUUGGUGCUGAAACUUCGGCCUCAGGUGUUCAGCCCGGGGGAUUAUGUUUGCCGAAAGGGGGACAUUGGCAAGGAGAUGUACAUCAUCAAGGAAGGGAAACUGGCUGUGGUGGCAGAUGAUGGAGUGACUCAAUAUGCCUUACUCACCUCAGGACUCUGCUUUGGUGAGAUCAGCAUUCUCAACAUUAAAGGGAGCAAAAUGGGCAACAGACGCACAGCCAACAUCCGAAGUCUUGGCUAUUCUGAUCUCUUCUGCCUGUCUAAGGAAGACCUAAUGGAAGCAGUCACUGAAUAUCCCGAUGCUAAGAAGGUGCUGGAGGAGCGUGGCCGGGAGAUCCUGAUGAAAGAAGGGCUGCUGGAUGAGUCAGAAGCUGAGGCAAGCCUGGAAGGGAAGGAAGUGGAGGAAAAGCUGGAUCGGCUGGAGUCCAACCUGGAGACACUGAACACCCGUUUUUCUCGAGUGUUGUCCGAGUAUAAUACUGCUCAGAUGAAGCUCAAACAGCGCAUCUCUGUUUUGGAAAACAAGAUGAAACAGGAGGUUUCAGAUGACAUCUUUGAUGGAUUAGACACACCUGUGGAGGAUGAGGAAGGAGCCAAAUCUGAUGGGAAGAAGUGAGAAUCUGUAGAUAUCAGCCCCUGCUCUGUUCUGCAGGGUGCAGACAUGGCAUUUGCUGGUUUCUGUGUUUCAAGAACAAAUUACUAUCUGCCUUGUGUUGCAUGAGACUUCUCAGUGUCAUAGAAGUGUUGCUGUUGCUGCCUUGUGUGAGCGCUCUCUAAAACAGUUCCAAAUCAGGUGACUCUUGUAGCUCUUACCAUCUACCCUACUGCCUUAAUCCAUGGCCUAAGAAUCAGAUCAGUCAGAACAUGAGUGACCUCUGCUGCUGCUAACAUUUCUGUCCAACUUCUGCAAGGAGUAUGUGCUCAUCUUACAUUCUUGCCUCCUCCUUGCCUUAAUAGAUAGCAGGAGCUCAUCAACUGAAUGUCUUAUAUGUAGGAGUUAGUGGAGACACCUGAGCCCCUCUUAUGCGUAGGUGGGGGUGCAAUAACUUUGAUGUAGACAAAGGUCUCACUUGUUCACUUUGCUUUCCCUAAUGGGCUGAUCAGGAGGAUGCUCUUUAGAGGACCAGCAUCCCAGGAGCUAAUAAGCAACAGAGAGAGAGAAAGAGAGAGAGAGAGAAAUUGAACCAUCAGCCAGAUGCUUAUUUAAUGUAUUUUUGGUAACUGCUUUUGUAAUACACACUUAUAUUAUGUAAAUAUAUAUUUUCCACUGUAUGAUCACAUAUGUUUAAAAUACUAAAACCGAAAUGAAGAAGUUAUACCAA
Molecule: messenger RNA, 24140 nt
Organism: Alligator mississippiensis (American alligator)
Lineage: Eukaryota; Metazoa; Chordata; Crocodylia; Alligatoridae
Gene: CNGA2
Product: cyclic nucleotide gated channel subunit alpha 2
Exons: 15
Coding region: 21422-23434 (670 amino acids)
Biological process (GO): monoatomic cation transmembrane transport; potassium ion transport
Cellular component (GO): intracellular cyclic nucleotide activated cation channel complex; plasma membrane
Molecular function (GO): cGMP binding; intracellularly cAMP-activated cation channel activity; intracellularly cGMP-activated cation channel activity
Source: RefSeq, a predicted model, not a curated record